Messenger RNA from Polyodon spathula (Mississippi paddlefish), 6288 nucleotides. RefSeq names its product spectrin beta chain, non-erythrocytic 1-like. The transcript has 25 exons. The record is from RefSeq and is a predicted model, not a curated record. Lineage: Eukaryota; Metazoa; Chordata; Actinopteri; Acipenseriformes; Polyodontidae. Gene Ontology annotation, biological process: actin cytoskeleton organization. Gene Ontology annotation, cellular component: plasma membrane; cortical actin cytoskeleton; cell projection. The annotation marks the transcript as partial. Gene Ontology annotation, molecular function: actin filament binding; phospholipid binding; structural constituent of cytoskeleton.
CUGCUGGCCCUGUCCAACGAGUUGGAGGCUGAGAGCUACCACGACUCCAAACGCGUCAACACCAGGAAGGACAACAUCCUGCGACUGUGGGAGUACCUGCUGGAGCUGCUGAGUGCACGCAGAGCCAGGCUGGAGAUGAACCUGGCCCUGCAAAAGACCUUCCAGGAGAUGCUGCACAUCAUCAUCUGGAUGGAUGACAUGAAGGAUCGCCUCCUUUCCCCUGACUUUGGGAAACACCUGUUAGAAGUGGAGGACCUCUUGCAGAAGCACUGCUUGGUAGAGGCGGAUAUCGCUGUGCAGGCUGAAAGAGUGAGAUCGGCCAACACUGCAGCACUCAGGUUUACAGAGGGAGAUGGCUACAAGCCGUGCGAUCCCCAGGUGAUCAAGGACCGAGUUCAGCACCUGGAUCUGUGUUACCAGGAGCUCUGUGCCUUGGCAGCUCAGCGCAAAGCUCGCCUCCAGCAGUCCCGAAGACUGUGGAACUACUUCUGGGAAAUGGAUGAAAUUGAGAGCUGGAUCAAAGAGAAGGAGCACAUCUUCUCCACAAUGGACUAUGGGAAAGAUCUGACCAGCGUAAUGAUCCUGCAGAGUAAGCACAGUGCGUUCGAGGAUGAGCUCGGAGCCCGCCGAGCACACCUGCAGCAGACAGCGAAGGAAGGAGAGAAGAUGGUCAAAGGGAAGCACUUCGGAUCCCCCAAGAUCAAGGAGAGAAACGAGGACAUCCUGCGGCAGUGGGAGCAACUGGAAGACCUGGCCACCUUCCGCAAACAAAACCUCCGGGACGCACAGAACUUCUUCCAGUUCCAGGGGGACGCGGAUGACUUCAAAGCCUGGCUGCAAGACACCUACCGCAUCAUGUCCAGCGAUGAUGUGGGCCAUGAUGAGUACUCAACCCAGCUGCUGGCCAAGAAGCACCGAGACCUCCAGAAUGAGGCCAUAAAGUACAGGGGGACCAUGGAGGCACUGAUCAGGCAAGCGGACAGCCUGCCGGACGAGCUGAGGAGCACACCCGAUAUCCAACGCCGGCUGAAGGACAUCAAGGAGCUGUUUGUCGACUUACUGUCUCUGGCCGAUCGGCGUAGGCAGAAGCUCCAGGACACCCUGGCACUCUACACCAUCUUCAACGAGACGGACGCCUGCGAGCUGUGGAUGAACCAGAAGAAGACGUGGCUGGUGGGACUGGAGACUCCUGAGAAGCUGGAGGAGCUGGAGAUUGUACAGAACAGGUUGGAAAUCCUGGGCCAGGAAAUUAACAAUGUGGAAACUCGAGUUACUGAUGUGAAUCAAGCAGCCAAGCAGCUGGAAGACAGCAGGCACCCCAGCGUGAGAGAGGUGAAGGAGUGUCAGAACCGGCUGAACAGGAGGUGGGACGAGUUCAAAAGGCUGGUGGACGAGAAGAAAAAGAACGUGGACUCUGCCCUCAGCCUGCACAACUACGGUCUGGAGUGUGACGAAACAGAGACCUGGAUCCUGGAAAAGACCCACGUCGUGGAGUCCACUCAAGACCUGGGCAACGACCUGGCCGCCGUCAUCACCAUCCAGAGGAAGCUGUACGGUAUCGAGAGGGACCUGGCCGCCAUCCAGGCAAAGCUCAAGUUCCUGGAGGCUGAGGCAGACCGUCUGGCAGCCGAACAUCCGGAGAACGCCAAGGACAUACUGGGCAGACAGCAGAAGCUCCACAGAGUCUGGGACGACCUGAAACAGACUCUGAGUGACCGGGAGGACUCUCUGGGAGAGGUCAGCAAGCUGCAGAACUUUCUGCAGGAUCUGGAUGACUUCCAGGCCUGGCUCUUCAAAACGCAGAAAGCCAUCGCGUCCGAGGAGAUCCCCAACUCGCUACCUGAAGCAGAGCAGCUGCUCAGCCUCCACGACGCCAUCAAAGACGACGUCGACCAUCACCAGGAGGACUACCACAAGGUGAAGAACACGGGCGCUGGGGUGACCCAGGGGGAGACAGACCCCCAGUACCAGCAGCUUGAGCAGCGCCUUAGAGGCCUUGACACCGGCUGGGACGAGCUGCACAAGAUGUGGGACAGCAGGAAGAACUUCCUGGAGCAAGGCCUCGGGUUCCAGCAGUUCAUGAAGGACGCCAAGCAAGCAGAGUCCAUCCUCAACAACCAGGAGUACAUCCUGGUUCAUACUGAGCAGCCAGACACACUGCAGGGGGCACAAGCUGCCCUGAGAAAACAUGAGGACUUCAUGAACACCAUGGACGCCAAUGAAGACAAGAUAGUAGCCACCAUCGACGGCGGGCAGCAUCUAGUAGACAGCAGGAACAUUUACUCUGGAAAAGUCAAAGACAAGAUGAGCAGCAUCGAAGACAGGUACAACACAAAUCGGAGGAAAGCUAAGGAAGUGACUGUCAAACUGAAAGACAACUGUGACCUGCAGCAUUUCCUGCAAAACACCCAGGAUCUUACUUUCUGGAUCAAUGAAAAGAUGUUGACGGCACAGGACACCUCGUAUGAUGAAGCCCGCAAUCUCCACAGCAAAUGGCAGAAGCACAAAGCGUUCAUGGCAGAACUGGCCUCCAAUAAAGACUGGCUGGACAAGAUCGACCAGGAAGGAGAGCAGCUGAUGCUGGCGAAGCCGGAGCUUACACCCCUCGUCUCGAAGAGGCUGGAUGAAGUGCACAGGCUGUGGGAUGAGCUGGAGUCCACCACACAGGACAAAGCACAGAGGCUGUUCGACGCCAACCGCUCGGAGCUGCUGGAGCAGAGCUACUCAGACCUGGACAGGUGCCUGAAGGACCUGUCACAGCAGCUGCAGUCUGAGGACUACGGGAAGGAUCUGACCAGUGCCAACAUACUGCUGAAGAAGCAUCAGAUGACGGAGAAGCAGGUGGAGGAGAGGCAGAGGGAGCUGGUAGAGCUGCUGACCCAGGCCCCUGUGAAGAAGGAUGGGUCGCAGACAGGCGGGGAUGCCCAGGUCAUGGAGAAAAAGUUCCAGAACCUGCUGGCCCCCCUCCGACAGAGACGAGAGAAGCUGCAGGCCUCCAGGGCAGUGCACCAGUUCUACCGUGACCUGGCCGACGAAAUUCUGUGGGUAGAAGAGAGGCUGCCGCUCGCCACGUCGACGGACCAUGGGAACAACAUGCAAUCCGUGCUGUUACUGAUGAAGAAGAAUCAGACUCUGCAGAAGGAGAUUCAGGGCCACCAGCCUCGUGUUGCCGAAGUCUUGGAGAGAGGCGAGGGCAUCAUUGCUGCAGGGAACCCCGAUUCUGAUGGGAUCCGGAAGCAGAUGGGGGAGCUGCAGGAGAUCUGGAAGAGGCUGCAGGAGGAGACUGCCAAGAGACAGGGGCGGCUGGGCGGAGCAAACGAUGCACAGCAGUAUUACAUGGAUGCUGCUGAAGCAGAGGCCUGGAUAGGAGAGCAGGAGCUGUACAUGAUCGCUGACGAAAAGCCCAAGGAUGAGCAGAGUGCCAUGGUGAUGCUGAAAAGGCACCUGACUCUCCAGCAGGCAGUGUGUACCUACGAGAACUCCAUCAAGCAGCUGGCUGACAGGGCUCAGAAACUGCUGGCCCAGGACCAUCCUGAGGGGGAGCAGAUUCUCCGGCGGCAGGGGCAGGUAGAUAAGCAAUACACCAGUCUGAAGGAGCUGGCAGAGGAGCGCGGGAUGAAGCUGCAGCACGUAUACUACCUGUUCCAGCUGAACCGGGAGGUGGAGGACCUGGAGCAGUGGAUCACAGAGAGAGAGACGAUGGCCUCGUCUCAGGAAAUGGGGCAGGACAUUGACCACGUCACGACACUGCGAGACAAGUUCCGUGACUUUGCCCGGGACACGGGGAGCAUUGGGCAGGAGCGGGUGGACAGUGUGAACCGCAUGAUAGAUGGCCUGAUCGACAGGGAGCACAGCGAGGCAGCCACCAUAGCAGAGUGGAAAGACAACCUGAACGAGAGCUGGGGGGACCUACUGGAGCUCAUCGACACGCGCUCCCAGCUGCUCACCACCUCCUAUGACCUCCACAAGUACUUCUAUGAUGGCAAGGAGCUGCUGGCUGUGCUCCAGGAGAAGCACACGCAGCUGCCCGCAGACGUGGGCGGAGACGUCAGCAUGGCUGAGUCCUUCCACAGGAUGCACGCAGCCUUCGAGCGAGACAUCCACUCACUUGGGAAACAGGUCCAUCAGUUCCAGGACAGUGCAGCCCGUCUGCAUGCUCAGUAUGUCGGGGACCAGGCCGAUGCCAUCCAGCGCACAGAGCACGAGGUGGUGGAGGCGUGGAAGGCACUGCUGGACGCCUGCGAUGGCCGCCGGACGAGGCUUGUGGACACAGCUGACAAGUUCCGCUUCUUCAGCAUGGUGCGAGACCUCAUGUCCUGGAUGGAGAGCAUCAUCAGGCAAAUUGAGACUCAGGAGAAGCCAAGGGAUGUCUCUUCGGUGGAGUUACUAAUGAAAUAUCACCAGGGCAUUAAAGCUGAGAUGGACGCGAGGAACAGGAGCUUCAGUGCAUGUGUGGACCUGGGCAUGGCGCUGUUAGCACGUAAACACCAGGCUUCACAGGAGAUUAAAGAGAAACUAAUCCAGCUGACAGAGAAAAAGAAGGAGAUGCUGGUGAAAUGGGAUGACAGAUGGGACUGGCUGCGUCUGUUGCUGGAGGUCUGUCAGUUCUCCAGGGAUGCCUCAGUUGCUGAGGCUUGGCUGAUCGCACAGGAACCCUACGUUGCCAGUCAAGAUUAUGGCCAAACUGUGGCCGAGGUGGAGAAAUUACUGAAAAGACACGAAGCUUUUGAAAAGUCAACAGCAACCUGGGAGGAAAGAUUAGCUGCACUGGAGAGGCUAACAACACUGGAGUUGCUGGAGGUUCGGAAACAGCAGCAGGCAGUGCAGCAGAUGAUGAGGGAUCAGGCUGAGGAGCAGCAAGAAGUGAGGCUGGAAGACACGAGGGAUAUCACUGGAGACUCAUCCCAGUUUUACACCGCAGAAGAACAAACUCUGGUGUCAGGGAUUGAAGAGAAGCCCGAUCUGUUAAAUGGCACAGAGUUUUCGGAAGACACCUCUUUUGAAAGAACAGAUAAGUCGGAGCUGGACGAGAGUUUGGUACAGAGACCUUCCCAGUCCCUGCUGCUGCCUGCCCCAACUGAGGCUGAGAGAGCGGAGGCGCUGACUGCCCCAACCCAACGACCCCAGGCCCUGCUGCUGCCUGCCCCAACUGAGCCAGAGAGAGCAGCAACGCUCCCCGCCCCGACCCAGCGACACCAGACCGUGCAGCUGGAGGGAGCCCUGGUGCGCAAGCAUGAUCUUGAGGGGCCUGACAAGAGAGCCUCCAACAGGUCUUGGAACAACAUCUACUGUGUGUUGAAACCUGAGGAACUUUCCUGCUAUAAAGAUGCUAAGAAUUUAAGCUACGGCAUCACCUACCACGGUGAAGACCCUCUCUCACUCAGAAAUGCAGCGUGUGAAAUCCUACCCAACUACAAGAAGAAGAAGCAUGUCUUCAGAUUGCGACUUUACGAUGGCAGCGAGUACCUCUUCCAGGGCAAAGACGAGGAGGAGUUACAGAGCUGGGUGCAGGCUGUGCAGAAUGCGAUUCCACAGCAGGGGGAGUCCCAGGGUCCCAGCACAAAGGAAAGGGCACAAAGCCUCCCCACCCAGCCCUCCACCUUAGCCAGCAGAGAGAGCGGCAGUGGCAAGAAGGACAAGGAGAAAAGAUUCAGCAACCCCUUCGCAAAGAAGAAAUAGAGAGAGAGAACCAGACACCAUAGCUUCUGGUAGCUCUUUUUGAACACCAAAAAAGGACAUUGAUAACAAAAGGUGCACAUAUUAAAAUAGGAAGAGGUUUUUUAUCUUGUAUUUGAAAAGGUUGGUCAGAUGAACAACAUAUCUUUUAUUAUUAAGGUUUAUGAUUUAAUACGGAGAUAGUAAACAUGCAGUACGAACCGUGGACACCUUGCAGUGCACUUGUUGCUGUUUGAAGGUAAAUGUAUGGAGACUCACAAAACAACAACCAAAGAUUGUUUAUUAGAAGUUUUUUAUUAUUAAAAGUGACUGCAUGUGUUAUGGCUCUAAGCAAAGAUUGAUUACGUACAGUAUUUUUCUUUUUUCAUUAUAUUACUAAUUUUGCCUUAUUAAUUUUAAAGAGAAUUAAAUGGUUGUAACGGCAAUACUGUACUAUAAGCACCUAAAUUGGCAUGUCGCUGUAAAUGUUGUUCCUGGCCUCGCUGAGAUGCAGUUUUCAGUGUUACCAUUCAAAUGCAGCUCAGCUUCUUAUCUAGGAGCUGUACUGUACUGUGUAGAGCAGGGGUCUCCAAUCCUGGUCCUGGAGGACCGCUGUCCCUCCUGGUUUUUGUU